CGGCGGCGCGGAGCCAUGGCGGCAGCGUACCGGCACGGCGGCAGCGCGCCGCGGGGCAGAACCGGGGCCCAGCGCGGCGGGGAGAAGAAGUGCUCGUGGGCAUCCUACAUGACCAACUCGCCCACCCUCAUCGUGAUGAUCGGGCUGCCAGCGCGUGGCAAGACCUACGUCUCCAAGAAGCUGACACGUUACCUCAACUGGAUCGGGGUGCCCACCCGAGUGUUCAAUUUAGGGGUGUAUCGCCGGGAAGCUGUCAAGUCCUACAAAUCCUAUGACUUCUUCAGGCACGAUAACAAAGAAGCGAUGGAGAUCCGCAAACGAUGUGCCUUGGUGGCCCUACAGGACGUGAAGGCGUACCUCCUGGAGGAGUGUGGGCAGAUAGCUGUGUUCGAUGCAACCAACACAACUCGGGAAAGACGGGACCUGAUCUUAAAUUUUGCUAAGGAAAAUGCUUUCAAGGUGUUCUUUGUGGAAUCCGUGUGCGACGAUCCGGAGGUCAUUGCUGCCAACAUCCUGGAGGUGAAAGUCUCCAGCCCCGAUUACCCCGAAAGAAACAGGGAGAAUGUGAUGGAUGACUUCCUGAAGAGAAUCGAGUGCUACAAGGUCACGUACCAACCCCUUGAUCCCGAUGAGUACGACAAAGAUCUUUCCUUCAUUAAAGUGAUCAAUGUGGGACAGCGGUUCCUAGUGAACAGAGUCCAAGAUUACAUCCAGAGCAAAAUCGUCUAUUACCUAAUGAACAUCCACGUGCAGCCACGCACCAUCUACCUCUGCCGGCACGGCGAGAGCGAGUACAACCUCCUUGGCAAGAUUGGAGGGGACUCUGGGCUGUCACCACGCGGCAAGCAGUUUGCACAGGCGCUGAAGAAGUUCAUUGAGGAGCAGGAGAUUGUGGAGCUGAAGGUGUGGACCAGCCAGCUGAAGCGCACCAUCCAGACAGCUGAGUCACUGGGGGUCACCUAUGAACAGUGGAAGAUCCUCAAUGAGAUUGAUGCUGGGGUGUGUGAAGAGAUGACAUAUGCAGAGAUCGAAGCCAAAUACCCUGAUGAGUUUGCCUUGAGGGAUCAGGAGAAAUACCUCUAUCGCUAUCCUGGAGGAGAGUCCUACCAGGACUUGGUUCAGCGCCUGGAGCCCGUAAUUAUGGAGCUGGAGCGGCAGGGCAACGUCCUUGUCAUCUCCCACCAGGCAGUGAUGAGGUGCCUCCUGGCUUACUUUCUGGAUAAGAGUGCAGAUGAGCUGCCCUACCUGCGCUGCCCCCUGCAUGCCAUCCUCAAGCUCACCCCCGUCGCCUACGGUUGUAAAGUGGAGACGAUCAGCCUGAACGUGGAAGCAGUGAACACCCACCGGGACAAACCUUCCCUGAACUCAAGGCUGGCUGGCCUAGAGGUGGAGGGCUGCAAUGGACAGCAGGAGCCUGAUGGGACACGGUGCCAGCUGGGAGCGCAGUGAGCAGUGCCUUCCUGCAGCCAUCCUGUCCUUGUGAGCACUCAGUGUCUGCCAUGGCACUGCAGAAAACUUCCUGAGAAGAUUUUUUCAGCUGCUUUUAACGUGUGUGUGCUUGUGUGUGUGAGCAGCAGGACAUGUGAGUGAGCUUGUCCCCAUGCUUUGAGGCCUCUGGGCCUCUCCCUGCUUGCUGAAGCAACGUUUCUUUGGAAGAUGUUCUCAUCAGACCCAGUUCCCAGGUUUUAUUCAAUCUUUAUCAUCUCUGAGCUCAAACACAGUUACUCAGUGCAAUUUAACAAGCAGAAGCACUCCAGGUAUCGCUUGGCUUCUAUGGCUGUUGCUUUGAAUCCCCCCAGACCUGAGCCUCUUGCUUUACUUUGGGAAGGGUUUUGCAUGUGCUGUGGCAAAAGGCACUUACAGGAUUGUCCAGUCCUACAAGAUGACCCACUGCAGGGGACAAGGACAUGAUGUGCUCACUUGUGCACUCCAUGCUCAUUGCCAUCUUGGAACAGCCAAGCUGCUUCUGGGUUCAAACCCUGCUUUGGUUGUCCACUGCAUGCCUCACCCUGUUCUCUUUUCUCCUGGGCUUUGUGGAUGCUUUUCUCUUGCAGCAAAAAUUCCUCACUCUGCAUUGCACAGCACUGUUUUCUUCCUGCAUUCCAUGCUUACUGUCCUGUUCCCUUUACUUUAGCCAAAACCUCUCACCAUCAGCUUGGAUGUUUUGCACUCAUACAUGCAUCAGAGAAUUGUGGAUUCAUUGACCAAAGCUUAGUCAUGCUAAUUCUGCAGAACAUUUCCUAUUGCUAUACCCAUUUUGAGAUGUUGUUGUUGUCAGAAGGUAGUGAAGGGCCCGGGCUGUGGGUGAGGUGAGGAGCAGCAGUGGGGCCACGUGUGUGUGUGCUGUGUGAUGGUUUUUUACUCGUCUCUUGUACCAAUUUUUAGACCCACAGCACAUUUCUGUACUCACAUGUGAGUAAGCUGUGAAUGUUGCUGAUGUAAUGCUGCCUUUUGUGGAGCUGAAGCUGUUGAAGUAUUUAGGGCACAGGUGGUGCACUCCUUCAGUGCUGGCUGCCUGUUAUUGGGUUGCCCUGCCAAGAGGUGGGGUGAUGACACUCCGAGUUUUCACUUUUCUCUUACGAGUUAUUUGCCAAACUCCAUUUUCUCUCACUCCUAAUGUCCCCCUUGAAAUUAGGGCAAAACUGUCAGGUUUGCAGCCCUGUGAUUAGGUGAAGAAAUGGGCAUUUGGGGUUGAGGAGGAUGCUGUUACAGACCUGCUCCGUCCAACGACUCCAAGAUCUGUGAUCAUGGGACCCAGGCUGUGUGUGUUAAGUGUGUAAAUCAGUGCCCACCCGCAGAUACCUGAGCCCCACACACUCUGCCUGUGCUCAGUGGGCUGAGGCUUACCUGGGGAUUUGUGUUGUAAACACUCCCACAGCUUUUAUUCUCUCAAGCUGAGAUGAGAGGCCACAGCAGAAGCCCCGAACGCUUUAGGAUGUACAGUCUGCAAAAGUUUUAUGUUGAUUUUAACCAGUUAUGCUCCAGAGGGAUGAAAUUCAGGGGGUAAAAAACCAGAGUUUUAUUGGUUUUACUCCUUAGGUUGUUCCCACUGAGCAGUUGUCCUUGUUAGAAAUAAGCCAGGGAUGGGAGGAGAAAGGAAAGGAGAAACAAAAAGUUGAAGGAAGAGUUCUAUAGGCUGCAUAGCAUAGCAGUGAUCCUCCAAUGCACAAACAUGCUGGGGUGGGCUGGCUGCAAACCUGCAGCAUCAGAACCACCAGCAGAUGCCUACUGUGAGCUGUUCACGCACAAUGUGGUGUAAUAACUGGUGGUGAGGAGUUAGGUGUAUGUGUAACGUUAAGGAGCUAAUGGCUGUAAAGAGGCACAGCCAUGUUUUCCUGCCAGAAUUCAUGAAUGUAGCUGAUGAGUGUCGGUAGUCAUCAGUUUUUAAUUGCUGCUUAAUGUCUGCUCUGCAGUGGUGGCUGGCUGUGGGUUGCUGUGCUCCCCAAGCGAUGCUGCAGCAGCUGCAUGCUGGUGCUGGGACAGAGCCAUCUGCAGCAGCCAGACCGUCCCUCAGCGCUUUAAGCCAAAGCACAGCUUCUCCUACUGCAUCUUAACUUAAUACCUGUGUCUGUAAGGCAGAGCAGUGGCAAAUUCCCAGUGCAGGUGAAUGAUAGGGGACAGCGUGGGUGCUGCAGGUCCCAGGUGAGCCUCUGCCCGUGCUGGGUGCCAGGCACUUCCUUGAAACCACCUGACUGCCCUGGCACCGCUCAUGCAAACAGCUCAGGAUAAAUAAGGGUUGCACAAUUUACCUGAAUUUAGGCUUCACGGGGGUUUGCACUGCUGGUCAUACUGUGGUGUUGGGCUGUGUUCAAACGCUCCAAUAGCUCACCAUGGGCUGAAUGUCCAGCGGUGGGCUUGCCUGCUUUGUGAGCAUUGCACCAGCACCAGAUCUUACUCCUGUAUCUCCCUGAUUUCUAUUUCCAUCCGCUUUUGAUGUCAGAGGUGCUCUGUGCUGGUCUCAGGGUGCUGCUCUGCAUUACUGUGUGCUGCUUGCAAGCUGCAUCCUUGUGCUGUGCGUGGGGAGGGUGAUGUUUUGUGUUUCACAGAGUUCUGCUGUGUUACUGCUUUCUAAUGGUCUUUUUUUCUAGGUUUUAAAGAAAAAAGCAAUGUAUGCAGAGUUGUUGUGUUGUGUACCCUUUGCACUUACGCACAAUUACCCCAUGAGCGUUUAUUUACAAUACAGAGGUUUUAAAAAUAAAAUCUUGUUUCCUCUCCC
Messenger RNA from Centrocercus urophasianus (Greater sage-grouse), 4216 nucleotides. It is a transcript of the gene PFKFB2, whose product is annotated as 6-phosphofructo-2-kinase/fructose-2,6-biphosphatase 2. Bases 16 to 1449 code for a protein of 477 amino acids. The record is from RefSeq and is a predicted model, not a curated record. Lineage: Eukaryota; Metazoa; Chordata; Aves; Galliformes; Phasianidae. Gene Ontology annotation, cellular component: cytosol. The transcript is spliced from 14 exons. Gene Ontology annotation, molecular function: fructose-2,6-bisphosphate 2-phosphatase activity; 6-phosphofructo-2-kinase activity; ATP binding. Gene Ontology annotation, biological process: fructose metabolic process; fructose 2,6-bisphosphate metabolic process.